Molecule: messenger RNA, 3333 nt
Organism: Dovyalis caffra
Lineage: Eukaryota; Viridiplantae; Streptophyta; Magnoliopsida; Malpighiales; Salicaceae
Source: the annotation of a GenBank genome assembly
AUGCCUUUAGAUGUUGAUGAUCCGGCAAAAGGACUAACAUUUAAUAUGACAAAGAUGAAAUAUGAACUCUGUUAUAGUCGGGGUAAGCAAAAGUACACUUUUGAAUGCAAGCGUGAUCCUCUUGAUCUUGUUUACCAAGGUCUUGACCUUUACAUGCCCAAGGCUAUCUUAGAUAAAGUAGACUCUAAAAGUGUGCCAAAAGCAGUUCAAAUGAGCAGGAAAAAUUCUCAAUCUUCAGCUGUUGAUAGAAUUCCCAGUGAGAAACGCAAUAACAUGGGUGGCUGCUCUGAGAAGCUUCGCGAUGAUGGAUUUCUUUUGUCAUGUGAUUAUUUUACAAUCAGAAGGCAGUCGCGAAAGGCUGAUGCUGACAGGUUAUCAGCAUGGCAAGAGGCUGGGAGAAGAAACCUCGAGAUGACAUAUGUGAGGUCUGAGUUUGAAAAUGGGAGUGAGAGUGAUGAUCACACAAGAUCUGACCCAAGUGAUGAUGAUGGAUACAAUGUGGUGAUAGCUGACAAUUGUCAGCGAGUUUUUGUUUAUGGCCUCAAGCUUUUAUGGACUAUUGAGAAUAGGGAUGCUGUUUGGUCCUGGGUUGGCGGAAUAUCCAAAGCGUUUGAAGCCCCUAAGCCUUCUCCUUCACGGCAGAAUGCACAGAGGAAACUGCAUGAAGAGAACCAGUUAGAUGCUGAAGAGGUGCUUCAAGAUGAUAUCACCAAUCUCCCUUCUACCAGUCAUAAACUAGAUUCCCCUUCUCAUCAUGCGGAGACAUCAGGAACUUUUUCAUCUGCAUCAGAUUCAGCUAAAGUAAAUAAUUCAUCAUUUCCUUCAAUUGUAACAAAUGGAAACGUUGAUGAUUCUGAGGAAGAAGGGACUCGUCAUUUCAUGGUGAAUGUUAUUGAGCCACAAUUCAAUCUUCAUUCAGAAGAAGCCAAUGGUAGAUUCUUGCUUGCUGCUGUUUCUGGUCGUGUCUUAGCUCGAUCAUUUAAUUCUAUUCUUCAUGUUGGAUAUGAGAUUAUUGAACAAGCACUGGUCAAUGAAAAUGCACAAAUUCCUGAACAUGUACCUGAAAUGACAUGGAAGCGCAUGGAGUUCUCUGUAAUGUUGGAGCAUGUACAGGCUCAUGUUGCACCAACUGAUGUUGAUCCUGGGGCUGGACUGCAGUGGCUUCCAAAAAUUCUUAGAAGCUCUCCAAAAGUAAAGCGUACUGGCGCUCUACUCGAAAGAGUGUUUAUGCCUUGCGAUAUGUACUUUCGGUACACAAGACACAAAGGCGGUACUCCAGACUUGAAGGUCAAGCCUCUGAAAGAGCUUACGUUCAAUUCUCAUAAUAUAAUGGCAACAAUGACAUCCCGCCAGUUUCAGGUUAUGCUGGAUGUGCUGACCAAUCUCCUCUUUGCGCGGCUUCCCAAGCCUAGAAAAAGUAGUCUGUCAUAUCCUGCCGAAGAUGAUGGAGAUGUUGAAGAGGAGGCAGAUGAGGUGGUUCCUGAUGGUGUUGAAGAGGUAGAACUUGCGAAAAUCAACCUUGAACAAAAAGAGCGGGAGCAGAAGUUGAUUCUUAAUGACAUCAGGAAAUUGUCUGUUUAUAGUGAUAUUUCUGGAGACCAGCAUUCAAGAAAGGAAGUUGACUUGUGGAUGAUCACUGGUGGAAGAUCCACUCUGGUGCAAGGACUAAAGAGAGAGCUUGUAAAUGCCAAAAAGUCUCGGAAGGAGGCAUCUGCAUCAUUAAGGAUGGCUCUGCAGAAGGCUGCACAGUUACGACUGAUGGAGAAGGAGAAAAACAAAAGUCCAUCUUAUGCCAUGCGUAUAUCUUUGCAAAUUAACAAAGUUGUUUGGAGCAUGCUAGUAGAUGGUAAAACUUUUGCAGAGGCUGAGAUAAACGACAUGAUAUUUGACUUUGACCGGGAUUACAAGGAUGUUGGUGUUGCUUUGUUUACAACAAAGUAUUUUGUUGUGAGGAACUGCUUGUCUAAUGCCAAGUGUGAUAUGGUGUUGUCGCCGUGGAAUCCUCCACCAGAUUGGGGAAAAAAAGUCAUGCUACGUGUAGAUGCAAAGCAAGGAGCUCCAAGGGAUGGAAAUUCUCGUAUUGAACUUUUCCAGGUGGAGAUUUAUCCCCUUAAGAUUUAUUUGACAGAGACAAUGUACAAAAUGAUGUGGGAAUAUUUCUUCCCAGAAGAAGAACAAGAUUCACAACGGCGGCAGAUUGAUUUUGCACUUCCUGAGAUGCAGGAAGUUUGGAAGGUUUCAACAACUGCUGGUGCAAGACGUGUUAAGAAAGGCCCAUCAAGCCAUGAAGCUUCUUCUUCAUGCAGUCAUACAACGAAAGAGUCUGAUGCCCCAUCGAAAGUGAUUGGCAGUUCAGCCCCUGAGUUAAGGAGGACAUCUUCUUUUGACAGAUCAUGGGAGGAGACGGUUGCAGAGUCUGUUGCUACUGAACUUGUCUUACAGGCCCACUCAUCCAGCAUUUCUUCCUCAAAAAGUGAGCCAUUUGAUUCUAUUGAGCAACCAGAUGAAUCAUCUAAAAGUAAGUCCAAAGAGUCCAAGCCUGUGAAGUAUGGCCGAUCAUCUCAUGAGGAGAAAAAGGUUGGAAAAACAACUGAAGAGAAAAGAUCUCGACCUCGAAAAGUAAUGGAAUUUAACAACAUUAAGAUAAGCCAGGUUGAGCUGCAGCUUACUUAUGAAAGCUCAAGAUUUAAUCUGCAUGAACUUAAGCUGCUGAUGGAUACAUUUCACCGUGUUGAGUUUACUGGGACUUGGAGGAGACUGUUCUCGCGAGUUAAGAAGCAUGUUGUCUGGGGAACCCUGAAGUCUGUUACAGGAAUGCAGAACUUGACUGAUGUGGUAUUGCAAGGUAAAAAAUUCAAAGACAAAGCACAUAGUCAACGAGAUCCUAAUGUAUCCAGCGUCCCUGAUAGUGACCUCAAUUUUAGUGACAAUGAUGGAGGUCUGGCGGUGCACUCUGAUCAAUAUCCAAACUGGCUCAAGCGUCCAACUGAUGGAGCAGGUGAUGGGUUUGUAACUUCUAUAAGGGGCCUUUUCAAUACUCAGCGUCGCAAGGCCAAAGCAUUUGUACUAAGAACCAUGAGGGGUGAAGCAGAGAAUGACUUUCAUGGAGAGUGGAGUGAAAGUGAUGCAGAGUUCUCUCCCUUUGCUCGGCAACUCACCAUAACAAAAGCUAAGAGGCUUAUAAGGCGGCACACAAAGAAAUUCCGCUCAAGAGGACAGAAAGGUUCAUCAUCGCAACAAAGAGAAUCACUUCCAUCAUCUCCACGGGAAACUACUCCAUUUGAAAGUGAUUCAUAUAGUGACUCUUCACCAUACGAGGAUUUUCAUGAGUAG